Molecule: messenger RNA, 1660 nt
Organism: Neurospora tetraspora
Lineage: Eukaryota; Fungi; Ascomycota; Sordariomycetes; Sordariales; Sordariaceae
Exons: 2
Coding region: 148-1473 (441 amino acids)
Source: RefSeq, a predicted model, not a curated record
CUCAGUUUCAAGUCACUCGGGAGCCUACAGGAACGGAAAGCCCAAGGUUGAGUCGUUCUGGAGCCUCUCUCGUCGACUUGGUGGAGUAAACGAUCAGAAGCCGGGAUCCCCGAUCUAGACCUCGAUAUCUCCGGUCCGCACACGACCAUGGUCUCCUUCCCGGAGUGGACCACAAACCCCAUCCCCGGCGUCUCGCUCUCCGCCGGCGGUCUCCUGGCCCUCGCCGACCUCAGCACUGUUGCCCAGCGCACCGCCAUCACCGGCGGCUCCAGUUGGCUCGACAGCCUUCUCCUUGCUCCAGGUCUACACUACCAACAAGCUGCCGAUGAACUCGCCAAGUGGUCCGGAUCCAGCGCUACUGCCGUUGUCGAUGCCGGGACUGGGCCCGGGCCCGGGGCCAGUGUGACCAGACCAACGACCUUCCGUAUCAACAAUGCCGCUACGAUACUGUACCUCCAAAAGAUUGCUCGCCCAGGACAAACGGUCACUUUGGACGUGGGCACCAUCCCGGCCAUCAGACAACGGUUACGCAUCAGGAGGUCGGAGAGCGGCUUGCAUGCCACGGUGUGGGCGGUGGAUGACUUACCUGAUCUGGGGUGGUUGUCGCAUGUUUUAUAUCUGAUCAGUCCGCUGUUGACGAUAGCGGCUAUCGUGCUAGUUAUUCUGUUUCAGGAUUGGUGGACCCUAGCCUCCCUCCUAGCCCUAAUGCUCUCCCGCAUCCUCAACAUCUACAUAAUCAAACAACGCUCCAAACCCCGUCUCCUUCCUUCUCUCCCAUUCCCCUUCCACCCCUUCCACCCUCCAUCUUCCCCCUCCCCAUCUCCAAACCAUCACCACAAACCCAACCCCAUAACCUCCCUCCUCAUCUCCCUCGGCUCCGACUCCCCCAGCCACCCCUCCACCAGCUCCAUCCGCCUCCGUGGCCUCUCGGAAGAUCUCUACGCCAUAACCGCCACCGCCUGGCUGCGCUCCAAGACCCAUGUGGAGGGCUACCUCGAAGCCACGGCAAAAGUGCUGGUGUACAUGGUCGCUGCUUUUUCGGGCAACAUGACGCAGGUCGGGGCGAUGAUCAUGAUGGUCUUGUUGUUGGCUACGGCGGGAUUGUUGGCGUUGAGCAAUGCGAAUGCGAAGAUGUUUAGGGUUAAUGGAAGGGUGGUGGUGGGGGAGAGGGAGAGGGUGUUUUUGGGAGAGGAGGGAAGUGAUGGUGCUAGGAAAGGGAAGGGUAUGGGGAUGGCAGGAGGUGGUGGUGGUGAGAUACCGCAACGGCAACGAAGGAGGACGGGCGGGUUGGGGCAGGGGGUGUAUCCUGCUGCGAAUGGAGGGGGUGGUGUUGUUGGGUAUGGGAAUGGGAACGGUAAUGUGAUUGAUGCGUGGCCAAGCACGAGUGACACGGAAGGAAGAGGUUACGCUGCUUCGGAUAAUAAUUGGGCUGAGAAGGGACAGGCUGGUGGUGGUGAUUAUGGUGGCAUGUGACUGAUUUCCGGUGAGACUUGCGCGUUUCAUCAUGAGCAUUGUUUAUAUUUGUUAAGCGUGGCGUUUUGGUGGAAGGCAUCUGGAAGCUGUAUGUUGUUUACCAUUGCCUGAAAGGUCGUGCGUCAUAUAGGGUCCUUUACAAGAGUUAAUGACUGUCCAGCAGAACUGACCUUGUGGUUUCUGGUUU